Aureobasidium pullulans EXF-150 is the source of this 5196-nucleotide messenger RNA. RefSeq lists its product as uncharacterized. Gene Ontology annotation, biological process: glycogen catabolic process. The transcript has 3 exons. Gene Ontology annotation, molecular function: amylo-alpha-1,6-glucosidase activity; 4-alpha-glucanotransferase activity. The record is from RefSeq and is a predicted model, not a curated record. The coding region runs from base 378 to 5003 and encodes 1541 amino acids. NCBI's taxonomy places the organism in Eukaryota, Fungi, Ascomycota, Dothideomycetes, Dothideales, Saccotheciaceae.
CCGAGAUCAUCAGGUACCGAGUAACAGUCUAGCAAACUUCUGCCACGCGCCUGCGCUUUCUCCUCUGUGUACAUACAACUCGAGUCGCUCCUGCCUAUCCUUCCUCGACGCAAGCCCGGUCAAGCUGUAAACAUCUGCUGGCUUGUCUGUCGUCGCUUGCUCUUAAUUCACUUCCACCCAACAUCACUUUCGCUGCUCGCCCGAGUCCUUCAGCAUCGACUUUCAUCUUGCAUUCAUCACCACGCAUUCAUCCCCUCGCAUUCACCCUCUCAGCUAUUCACUAGCACUAUCCAUUGCCCUUCAUCCUCUAGCACUUGAGUCUCUGACUGCGCGAACAUCACCUUUGGCUUUUCUCUCAUCACCUAAUCACCGUGCCAAUGGCUCCGACUCUGCAACAGACGCAGGCCAUCUACCUUCUGCCGCUCAGAGAUGACGGCUCUCCGGACGUGAGUGGCGAGUACAUCUACUUGCCACCGCCCAACGAUCCUGCCUACAAGAUCCGCUUCGUUAUUGAAGGCACCAGCUCCAUCUGCCGUGAAGGCAGUCUCUGGGUGAACAUCCCGACCAAGGGCCAGAAGUUCGUGCGCAAGAACUACACCGAGUACAAAUUGACUCCCGACUUCAAUCGCAACAUCGAGAUUGACAUCGAGAUUCCUCACGCCGGUCCCUUCUCCUACUACAUCACUUACACUCCUCUGCCCAAGCUCACAACAAGCAAGAGCGAUGUGCCCAAGCCUACACAGACAAAGGUCUGGUACCUCGAUGUCAGCCCUCGCUUGACCGUCCAAGGCUCCACCCUGCCGCUGAAGAGUUUGUCCAUCAUCUCAUGCUUGUCCAAGUUCAUGGGCGAGUACACGUCAGACUGGGACAAGCACUUGCACGGCAUGAGCGAGAGAGGUUACAACAUGGUACAUUUCACUCCGCUUAUGAUGCGUGGUGACUCAAACUCGCCCUACAGCAUCUACGACCAGCACACCUUCGACAAGACCAUCUUCGUCAAUGGUGAGAAGGACAUCGAGGCAUUGACUGCCAAGAUGGAGAAGGAUUACGGCCUUCUGUCCCUGACCGAUGUCGUCUGGAACCACACGGCCAACAACAGCAAGUGGCUAGAAGAACAUCCCGACGCCGGUUACAACAUGAAGACUGCCCCUUGGCUGCAGGCCGCCUUCGAGCUGGAUACCCAGCUUCUCAAGUUCAGCUCCGAGCUCGAGGGCCGUGGUCUACCUACCCACCUGAACAACAACGAAGACCUCCUCCGUGUUAUGGCCAACUUCAAGCAAGAUGUCAUUGACCCCAUCAAGCUAUGGGAGUUCUACGUUAUCGACGUCAAGCGUGACGCCCAGGCCGCUGUCUCUGCGUGGAUGGAGAACCAGGUCGAGUUCCCGGAAAAGACUCCUGACCUCCUUGGCACUGAUAGCUGGCCUUCAAAGCAGAAGACUGAUUGGCUCAAGCAGUACGCUCUCACUGGUGCUGACCGUCUGGGUGAGAGAUUCCGUCGCAGAAUCAACCCUCAACACGCUGCCGCCCUUCUUCAAUCACUGUUCGGCAAGUACGACACCAAGACUGGCAGCACCAGAGACGAGCGUAGCGCCAUGGGCACCAUGACCCACUUCCUUGACGAGCUCAACUCUGCCUUCUACGACGAAUACAACCUGGAUACUGCCACCAUCAAAGAGCAGGUCUACAGCCGCACCAAAUACAUGCGUAUCGACGGCGGUCCUCAGCAGGGCAAGCCCAUCACCCCUGAGAACCCCAUGAUCGAGUCGUACUUCACCAGACUUCCCACCAAUGAGACAACCAAGAAGCACGAUCAAGGCGAACUGGCGCUGGCCAACAACGGCUGGGUCUGGGCAGCUGAUGUGCUCAAGGACAAUGCCGGCCCCAAGUCCAAGGCAUACCUCUGCAGAGAGAUUAUCCCUUGGGGUGACUGCGUCAAGCUGCGCUACGGUGACUCCCCCAAGGACAGCCCUUUCCUUUGGGACUUCAUGGCCGAGUACACUCGUCUCAUGGCCAAGCACUUCCACGGUUUCCGCAUCGACAACUGCCACUCUACUCCCCUGCACCUUGCCGAGUACAUGCUUGACGAGGCGAGAAGUGUCCGCCCCAAUCUCGUCGUCAUGGCCGAGCUCUUCUCAGGUGACGAGAAGAUGGACUACGUCUACGUCGAGCGUCUUGGAUUGUCUUGCCUGAUCCGUGAGGCCAUGCAAUCGUGGAGCACCGCAGAACUGAGCAAGCUUAUUCACGAGAAUUGCGGUCGCCCGAUCGGCAGCUUCGAGCUUGAUGAGAUUUCGGAUGCUCAGAAGCGCAAUUCUGGCACAGAGCCUGCUCCUUCUGUCAAGGAGGUCGUUCACAAGAUCCGCCCCGCCACAGUCCACGGUCUUUUGAUGGACUGCACUCACGACAACGAGCUCCCCGCCCAGCGCAGAGACGCCAGAGAUACCCUGUCCAAUUCUGCUCUCGUCGCCAUGUGCGCCGCUUCUAUUGGAAGUGUUUUCGGAUAUGACGAAGUCUACCCUGAAUUGAUCGAGCUCGUUCAUGAGAAGCGUCAAUACAGCUCGCCUUACUCUUCCAUGUCGAACCUCAAGGUUGGAGAAGGUCCCGGAAUUGGAAACGUCAAGCGCCUUCUGAACCAGCUUCACACGAUCAUGGGCAAGGACCAUUACGACGAGACCCACGUCCACCAUGAUGGCGAGUACAUUACUGUCCACCGCAUGCACCCGAAGUCACGCAAGGGCUACUAUUUGAUCGCUCAUACUGCAUUCCCUGGCUACGGCAAUGGCAACGCUGGCUUCCAGCCUGUACACCUCACUGGAUCCAAGGCAUCUUUGCUUGGUGCCUGGAACCUCGAGGUCGAUCAGAGUCACGAAGCUAAGCAAGCCGCUCUCAAGGACAAGGUAUUGAGAGGUCUCAACGCAAACACCAAGGACAUCCGCGGCGUCAAGGUUGACAACCAGGGUGACACUGCUGUCAUUACCGUGCCAGAGAAGUUCCCUCCUGGCAGUAUCGCAGUCUUCGAGACUUGGAUCCCUAGCGCAGAGCACUCCGAAGGCCUUGACAAGUACGUCACCUCCGGUGGCAGAGACGCAUUCAAGGACUGUGACCUCAACGACCUGAACGCCAUUCUUUACCGUGCUGACGCCGAGGAACGUGCAACUUCUGGAGGCUCCGACGGUGUUUACACCAUCCCCAACCUGGACUCCAUGGUAUACUGCGGUCUCCAAGGUUGGUGGAGCGUGUUGAGAGACGUUAUCAAGAGCAACAACCUUGGUCAUCCUAUCUGUGACCAUCUGAGACAGGGUCAAUGGGCUCUUGACUUCAUUGUCGGCCGCCUGGAGAAGCUUGCUUCGCGUGACGGCUACACUCGUCUCACUGCACCCGCAGGAUGGCUCAAAGACCGAUUCGAGGCCAUCCGCAAGCUCCCCAGCUUCUUGUUGCCUCGUUACUUCGCACUCGUCGUCCAGACCGCAUACAAGGCUGCCACUGAGCGCGCCAUCGAGCAGAUGAGCCCCAACAUUCGCCACGGACAGCGCUUCCUCAAGAGUAUGGCUCUUGUCAGCGUCCAGUGCGAAGGUUUCAUGAAGAACGCCUCCCUGUGGCCUGACAAGCUCGUUCCUUCGCUGGCAGCUGGUCUGCCUCACUUUGCUCAGGACUGGGCCAGAUGCUGGGGACGUGAUGUUUUCAUCUCGCUUCGUGGUCUUUUGCUUGCCACUGGACGUUUCGAAGACGCCAAGGAGCACAUCAAGGCCUUUGCCAGCGUUGUCAAGCAUGGUAUGAUUCCCAACCUGCUCGGCUCCGGAAAGAUUCCCAGAUACAACUCUCGCGACUCUGUCUGGUUCUUCUUGCAGAACAUCCAAGACUACUGCAACAUGGUCCCCAAUGGCGUUGACAUCCUCAAGGAGAAGGUGAGCAGACGUUUCUUGCCUUACGACGACACUUGGUUCUCGUGGGAAGACCCUCGCGCCUACUCGCAGACAUCGACCAUCGAGGACGUUGUCCAGGAAUGUCUCCAGCGCCACGCUACUGGCAUGCACUUCCGUGAGGCCAAUGCUGGUCCGGGCAUUGACGACCAGAUGAAGGAUGCUGGUUUCAACAUCGACAUCGAGACCGACUGGAACACCGGUAUCAUCUUCGGUGGUAACGAGUGGAACUGCGGUACUUGGAUGGACAAGAUGGGCUCAAGCGAACACGCCGGCAACAAGGGUGUCCCUGGCACCUCGCGUGACGGUGCCCCUGUCGAAAUCACCGGUCUCCUUUACAGCUGUCUCAAGUGGGUCGACGAACUGAACAAGAACAAGCAGUUCAAAUACUCCGGUGUCAGCACCAAGGGCGACAAAGUCAUCACCUUCAAGGAGUGGGCACAGAAGAUUCGCGACAACUUCGAACACUGCUACUACAUUCCCACCGAUGCUGCACAGGAUUCCAAGUACGAUGUUAACAGCAAGGUUGUCAACCGCCGUGGUAUUUACAAGGACGUCUACAAGUGCAACAAGGAGUACCGCGAUUACCAACUCCGUCCCAACUUCCCCAUCGCAAUGACAGUUGCACCUGAUCUUUUUGACCCCAAGCACGCACUUGGAGCUCUGAUCGUUGCCGACGAGGCUCUCGUUGGUCCCACUGGCAUGGCUACUCUGGACCCCUCUGACAUGGAAUACCGUCCCAACUACAUCAACAGCGACGACUCCAACGACUUCCACACUGCCAGAGGACGCAACUACCACCAAGGACCCGAAUGGGUCUGGCCUCGUGGUUUCUUCUUGCGUGCGCUGCUGAAGUUCGACUUGAAGCGCCGUGAGUCGAAGGAGGACAAGGUCGAGGCAUUCCAGCAAGUGACGACCAGACUUGCAGACUGCAGACGUGCGAUCCACGACUCUCCUUGGGCUGGACUUACUGAGCUCACCAACGAGAAGGGAUCCAUGUGCCACGAUUCGUGCCCCACUCAAGCCUGGUCUGCUAGUUGCCUGAUCGACUUGUACCAGGAUGCCAGCGAGUACAACGCCUUGUAAAGUGGCAGAAGCGGAAGCGCGAGCGUUUGCAUACCGGUUGCGUUGAUCAAAGAGUUGGGAAAAAAGGCGUAGGACGGUGGAUUUUGGAGCACUGGCAACGGUCACCUAAUUGUUUAUACCCUUUCCCUAGAUACAGAUAAGAAUGCUGAUGAACUCAUGACCUAUGGCGGAUCGAAGAUUGCAACGGUGAUGC